Messenger RNA from Cololabis saira (Pacific saury), 1492 nucleotides. RefSeq names its product gamma-glutamyl hydrolase-like. NCBI's taxonomy places the organism in Eukaryota, Metazoa, Chordata, Actinopteri, Beloniformes, Belonidae. Gene Ontology annotation, biological process: tetrahydrofolylpolyglutamate metabolic process. The coding region runs from base 138 to 1085 and encodes 315 amino acids. Gene Ontology annotation, molecular function: gamma-glutamyl-peptidase activity. The record is from RefSeq and is a predicted model, not a curated record. Gene Ontology annotation, cellular component: vacuole. The transcript is spliced from 9 exons.
GGGAGACGCGCAUCAUCCAUCCAUCCGUACAUCCAUCCAUCCAUCCGCGCAUCAUCCAUCCAUCCGUCCGUCCGUCCGUCCCCCGCAGCAUCCUCCAGGCCUUGGCCGCGCACCUGACCGGGUCCCCAGACCUCGGGAUGCGUCGGCCGGCUGCAGCGGCUGCGCUCGCCGCGCUCACGGCGCUGGCGCUGGCGGGGUCCGGCCACAUCCCGCCGCCCAACGACAGACCCGUCAUCGGCGUGCUGGCUCAGGAAAACCUUCCCGGGGACCAGUUCGCUCACGGCUCUUCCUACAUAGCCGCCUCCUACGUCAAGUUCGUGGAGAGCGCCGGGGCCCGGGUGGUGCCCAUCCGAAUCAACCGCACAGAGGGAGAAUAUGCAAAGAUAUUCUACUCAAUAAACGGACUGUUGCUGCCGGGGGGAGACGUCGACAUCCAGACGUCGCAGUACAGCCGAGCCGCCAGGAUCUUCUACCACUUGGCUCUGAGGGCCAACGAUGCGGGCGACUACUUCCCCAUCUGGGGAACCUGCCAGGGCUUCCAGCAGCUCUCCGUCCUCACGGCCAACAGGAACCUGCUCACGCUGACCGACACCAAGGCGGUGGCGCUGCCCCUCACCCUCACCGCAGCCGCCCACUCCAGCCGUCUGUUCCGGGGCUUCCCCAAAGAUCUGCUGCAGACUCUGACGGACCAGAACAUCACGUCCAACUUCCACAGCUGGAGUCUUUCUCUUCAGAACUACAGCGGAAACGCCAAGCUGAGGAGGUUUUACAAAGUCCUGUCCACCAACAGCGAUGGGAAGAAAGAAUUCAUCUCCACCAUGGAAGCUUACCGAUACCCUUUUUACGCCGUCCAGUGGCAUCCGGAGAAAAGUCCCUUUGAGUGGAUCGAUAAAGCGGGGAUGGUUCACUCCACGUCUGCUGUCAGAGUCAGUUUCUACGCCGCCAGCUUCCUCGUCUCUGAAGCCAUGAAGAACCAGCACCGCUUCCCGAGCCCGGCCGAGGAGGAGCGAGCUCUGAUCUACAACUCCGCCCCCGUCUACAGGGGCAUCAGCGCCGUCUUCGUGCAGAACUAUUACUUCCCCUGACGAGCCGUCCUGCAGGGAAACGGACGCAGCGUCCCGUUCCAGCGCCGGCUCCGUGUCGUCGCUGCCUUUAGUCGCCUCCAGUCAUUCGUGAAAUUCAGAAAUGCAAAACAAAACCAUGAUAGAAGAAAACAAACUCACCAUGACAGAAAAACCUUAAACCAAAAUAAAAACACAAACAUGUACAACUCUGAAUGUGGAGAAAGUUGAGACACUAUGGAAGAGAUACAAAAGUAUUACUUACAUUUACCUGCAGAAAGUAUGAACCCAAUCUAAACGGUAUUUUGUUGCAUAAAUCCAUUUCUACAAUAUAGAAGUCAGAAUUCCCAGCAUGCACCGCUCUAGAAUGUAAACGUCGCCGCCAUAUUGGAUGUUCAAGACUGCGCUGUAAACUAAUACAAGUAAAUUGA